AUGGAAGGACUGUGUAUGCUACUAAAACGGUUAGCUUAUCCUUGUCGUUACAGCGAUAUGAUCGCGCGUUUUGGAAGACCUGUUCCUGAACUGUGCAUGAUCACAAACCGAGUCAUGGAUUUUAUCUAUGAUGCACAUGGCCACCGAAUCACUCAGUGGAAUGACACUAUACUGAAUCCCAGAUUGCUUGAACAAUAUGCCACUGUCAUCACAGAAAAAGGAGCAGCUCUAGACAACUGUUUUGGCUUUGUUGAUGGUACCGUACGACCGAUCUCCAAACCAGGAGAUAUGCAGAGAAUCGUUUACAAUGGGCACAAGAGAGUACAUGCUCUCAAGUUUCAGUCGGUUGCCAUACCUAAUGGGCUCAUUGCCAAUAUGUUUGGCCCUGUGGGUAAGUGCCAUUGAACAAUAUUACUUUAAUACUGUUUGCAAAAAUAGGGGUAGCAUUGAUUUGAAUAACCCGAUGCAGUUUUUAAAGGACAUGGCUAAAAUUUAAUGAAAAGUCAUUUGCCUAUAUAUGGCAGUAUAUAAAAAGUACUGCUUGAUCUUAGAAGUUUGGAGCAAAUGUAAGAACAAAAGAUCACUACUAUCACUUCUGUUGCUGUAUAUUGAAAUUAGGAAGCUAUAGGUUGAACUAUAUAAAAAAUACCUUAAGUUUAUUACUUUUUUUUUCUUUACUUUAGAGGGUAGGAGGCAUGAUGCAGGGAUGUUGCAUGAUUCUGGGCUACUUCACAACCUGGAAGCCUAUGCCUACUCAGCGACCCUGCUUACCCCCUAA
Messenger RNA from Pocillopora meandrina, 778 nucleotides. Lineage: Eukaryota; Metazoa; Cnidaria; Anthozoa; Scleractinia; Pocilloporidae. The record is from the annotation of a GenBank genome assembly.